GGCAAUCUUGGCAGAGGCAUAUCACACACACUAACAUCUACACCCAAACAUUCCUUCCCAAAGGGUUUAAGCUUUUCUUAUUCACAAACCACUGCCAAAAACUCUCACCUUCUAAAAUUUCCCAUCUUUCCCUAAUCUUAAUAAACACCAAAAAAAUGGCCUCAUUUACAGCCGCCAGAUCCAUUUUCCGGUCAUCCGCCGCCCGUAACGCGGCGGCCCGCCUUGCUUCUCAAUCCAAAUCCAAACCUAAAGCCCCCCCCUUUAGCCUCAACUCCACUGCCAACAAACCCGUUCUCAGGAGGAGUCCAGUGGAAAUGAGCUUUGCUGUUGAAUCAAUGAUGCCUUACCAUACAGUGACUGCUUCUGCUUUGAUGACUUCAAUGCUCUCCAUUUCUCGCUGCGGUUAUGGCUGGCUUCCUGAAGGAGCAUAAUGGUAGCUUGACCUAGAUUCAGCCAAUAGGGGCAAACACGGUGGAUGUAUUACAUGGAUGUUCUGACAACUUUGCAUUGGUUUUUUUUGGACAAAUUAACAAAUGGAUGGCAUGGCAGCUAUUACGGUGGUCUGGUUGUUUUAUUGUAGUAUUAUGUUUUUUUCAAAAAAAUAAAAAUCCCUCUGAAUUUUUUUUCUUUUGGAGUUAUAUUGACAAUUAUUUAGAGAGAAAUUUAACUUGCUAAAUUGUACUAUCAGUGUCCGAUGGAAUGGUUGAGCUGGGAUUGGUGGUUAGUGGCAAGAAGAUGGAUGUGAAUCAUUGUUGUUUCCAGACCAUAUAUUGUCCGUGUUUCUUAGAACUAUAUAUUGCCUAUAAAGAAUCCUUUUGAUAA
Molecule: messenger RNA, 822 nt
Organism: Populus trichocarpa (black cottonwood)
Lineage: Eukaryota; Viridiplantae; Streptophyta; Magnoliopsida; Malpighiales; Salicaceae
Product: protein NUCLEAR FUSION DEFECTIVE 6, mitochondrial
Exons: 3
Coding region: 156-431 (91 amino acids)
Cellular component (GO): mitochondrion
Source: RefSeq, a predicted model, not a curated record